AUGAACAAUACUACGACUCUCAUCCCCUCUGACCAAAUAGUCAUUGCCACCAAGGGCAAUCACAUCACAGCUGCAGAUAUCUCUCGUGCACUGUUUUAUGCCAAUUCCCGGAUGCUGACCAUGUGCCUGCAUGUUGACAAGAGUUUUUCCCUGGCCAUGCCUGGUUAUGCAGAGGCUUUCUACACCCUGAUGAAAUGGGAGAUGGAGACCUUUGUAAUGCCUUUCAUUAACAUAUGUUUUAUUACCCGGUUGUCCGCUACUAUUCCUCAACUUCUCAAGGAUGUGCUCUCCACCAUGACCGCACACACUUUGGUGGACCGGCGACCAGAUGUUAAUGCCAUUUUGCAGGAUAUCCGUGCAUUGCGCAUUUCUGCUGAUUCAAUCAAAUCAGAUGACUAUGAUAUUGCUCAUAUGCUGGACUACUUCAAUGACUGGUGGAAGGAGCCGCUUGGUUGUUGCAGGGUUUCAGAUAUGUUGCCCAAGUCAUCUGUCCAAGAUGUUAUGGAUUUGGUUGCAUGGCACUUUUCACACCUGGUUAAUCAGUCCAUAUGA
Suillus subalutaceus is the source of this 552-nucleotide messenger RNA. RefSeq lists its product as uncharacterized. The coding region runs from base 1 to 552 and encodes 183 amino acids. The record is from RefSeq and is a predicted model, not a curated record. The transcript is spliced from 2 exons. Lineage: Eukaryota; Fungi; Basidiomycota; Agaricomycetes; Boletales; Suillaceae.